Molecule: messenger RNA, 750 nt
Organism: Leishmania mexicana MHOM/GT/2001/U1103
Lineage: Eukaryota; Euglenozoa; Kinetoplastea; Trypanosomatida; Trypanosomatidae
Product: putative elongation of very long chain fatty acids protein
Exons: 1
Coding region: 1-750 (249 amino acids)
Biological process (GO): sphingolipid biosynthetic process; very long-chain fatty acid biosynthetic process; fatty acid elongation, monounsaturated fatty acid
Cellular component (GO): endoplasmic reticulum membrane
Molecular function (GO): fatty acid elongase activity
Source: RefSeq, a predicted model, not a curated record
AUGAAGUUCGCCGACGCCGUGCAGUGCAUCGGGAAGGGGUCCCUCUGCUUCUACCCAGAGUUCAACGCCUUCGUGAGCUACCCCGUGUUGAUUGGGUGCCACACUAGCUACCUCGUCGUCAUCCUCUUUCUCUACAAGUUUAUGGAGGGGCGCACGGCGUACGUGCUAAAAUACCCCAUGAUGCUGUACAACACGGUACAGGUGGCGCUGUCGUUGGCAAUGGCGAUCAACCUCGGUCAGUUCCUCGUCUACGGUGUCUUCAACUUGAACGGGCGCUUCACCGGCACCAUCGAGUGCUGGAUCUUUGUUCACUACGUCACAAAGUUUCUCGACAUGUUCGACACGUACUUCAUCGUGUUGCGCAAGAAGGACGAGCAGCUGUCCUUCCUGCACAUCUACCACCACUUGACGAUCGGCUUCAUCUGGGGCCUGCUGUUGCAUCACGGCGUCGCGAACGGCACCGCCUUCUUCGGCGCGUGGAUUAACUCCACCGUCCACGCUCUCAUGUACUUCCACUACCUGUACACCUCUCUCGGCUACACGAACCCGCUCAAGAAGUAUCUGACGCAGGUGCAGAUGAUCCAAUUUUCGCUUUGUAUCCUGCACGCGGUGCUGGCCGUCGUGGCGCACUCGCCAAUCCCGAAACAGUGGGCAGUGCUGCAGCUGUGCUACCACUUGACCCUGCUGUACCUCUUCAUGCAGUUCUACCGAAAGAGCAUGCGAAAGUCGAAGCGCAAGACGAAGGCGUAG